CAUCAUUGGCCUUUUGAAGCUACUUUUUACACUAGACUCUAGUUGUAUCAACAUGGAUAUAUCACCUAACACCCGGGACUCAGGUCCACCAGAUAACUGUAACGCAGUCCCCGCAAGCAUCUUCUUCCGGAUCUUUGCCUUCAGCUAUUCCGGAGUUUUGCGCUAUGACACCGUCCAGCCAAUGCAUUGCAUCCAGCGCAACCAAAACCUUCGCGAGCACAAGGAUGGAGUCAUCGCAGCACUGGCUCGUUUCCGUAAGACCAAAUCAGAGGAGUUGAAAUUUGUACAAGGAGCAGCAGCGCUCUCCGGAGCAGCAGUCAUAGGCGUCUUCUCCUGGCCCUCGACAGAAAGAACAAUCUGGGUGGCCAAGAUGCUCUGGAACUGGAGUUUAUUUCUCUCCUUCUUUGCACUGAUUAGCUCGGCGCACCAACGGGGUCUUCGUCGUCUUCCCGUGAACUCGAGUGACGAGCUCAGCGAUGCCGACCUGGCGAUAUGCCUCUGUUUAUUCCUGCAACCUCCUGCCCCGCCAGGGUCAGGGGAUAAGAUGUUCCAUCGGGGGAUCAGUCGCAAGAUGGUCUGGUUUUGGCAGUGCCCGACUAUGCUCAUGAGCUAUUCUUGGGUUUUAUUCUUGGUUGGGUACACGAUACAUUUGUUGACGCCGGUUUUUGAUGCUUCCCUGGCGGAGUUUACAACGAUCCCUGCGAUCGUCACUGUGUCUGGGUGCGCGAUUGUUGUCGGCAAUUUCUUUUUCUGUACAAAAUUGUGCCAGAGCCGUAUCUCAAAAGCCAGCGAUGGGGCCGGUGAGAUUGCCCCGAGGAGGUUGCCGGUAUGAAUAGAAGCGGCAUGAGGUUCAGGUACCUGGGUGAGGCACCGAAGAAGCAGGUAUGCUGAGGUCUGGCCCCUGGAACUUUGGCAUGCUUCUUCGAUUUGAGUUGACAUCCUCAACCGGUAUCCAGAGCGCACCUCCAUUGAUGGCUGCCAUCUCACACUCAUAGUGGUUGAGUCCUUGAGAAUCUCCCUUUCUAUACAUCCGGUGCUCGAUGAAUAAACGCCAAUUUCGCCCAGUAUGUGUGCCAUCAUAUCUGCGUAGGAGGAAAAGUCGAAUUGUUAGCUCCCUUGAAGGCCCAAGGGGAGGAUCUGGGUAGAUAUAGUUUGGACUUACUGAAACAUGAUGGAUCCCCGGGCAGUUUUUCCAGCCAUUGCUGCGUCUGGACCGUGGACUUGGAACUCAUGUCUCACCUCCCCUGUGGGAAACAGUGUGGGGUAGUAAUUGUACGUCAUUUCAUACACCAAGGGGAUGUAGCCGCAAAUCGUUGCCUGGACGCCUGGAAUCCUUGUCAGGAUUGCGUUCGUAACUUCUUCAAUUCUGUACUUGAACUGCAAGUAGUUUCGAGUUCGCUUCGUAUCGGGAUUCCAGCGCAGGCUUAUUGGGGUGUAAAUGAAGACCCGG
Podospora bellae-mahoneyi is the source of this 1450-nucleotide messenger RNA. RefSeq lists its product as uncharacterized. Bases 53 to 832 code for a protein of 259 amino acids. Lineage: Eukaryota; Fungi; Ascomycota; Sordariomycetes; Sordariales; Podosporaceae. The transcript has 3 exons. The record is from RefSeq and is a predicted model, not a curated record.